This is a messenger RNA of Ceraceosorus bombacis, 1533 nucleotides long. The record is from the annotation of a GenBank genome assembly. NCBI's taxonomy places the organism in Eukaryota, Fungi, Basidiomycota, Exobasidiomycetes, Ceraceosorales, Ceraceosoraceae.
AUGGCUGUCCAAGUAGGCAUCAACGGGUGAGUUUUCUGCUGCGCAUUCACUCACCACCCAAAAACAGGGGACAGGUGUGCCUCUACGCGCCGCUCUGGGUCCAAGGCUCACCGAUCAUGCCGCCCCUUCCACGACUCUCGCAGUUUCGGUCGUAUUGGUCGUAUCGUCUUCCGCGCUUCUAUCAAGCACGGAAAGGCUGAUGUCGUUGCCAUCAACGACCCUUUCAUCGACCUCGAGUACAUGGUGAGCGGGGUCGGAGCGUGCUUUAACACGAUGUCUCGAGGCUCAAAGACUGACAAGCGGACAUGCGAGCCAUUUUGACAGGUCUACAUGCUCAAGUGUAAGUAAUGUCGCCUAUGACUGUGGGUCAAGCAAGUCAGCUGUUCGUGCGCGCUCGAAAUCGAGGCGGACAAGGUUGAAACGCCCGGCAUUCAGCACAAAUGCUGGGCGCGUGCGUGUGCGACUCUUCUCACAUGUGACCAGAGAAUCGCACCGCAUCGCAUUGCAUGUGACUCGUGGCGGCCGUGGGCAUUCGGGCAGCGCGCUAAUUUUACCUUGUCAUGUCGUCGGCUACAGACGACUCCACCCACGGACCUUUCCAGGGUGAAGUCUCUACCAAGGAUGGCAAGCUCAUCGUGAACGGCAAGGCCAUCCAGGUCUUCUCUGAGCGCGACCCCGCCAACAUCCCUUGGGGCAAGGCUGGCGCUCACUACGUCGUCGAGUCCACUGGUGUCUUCACCACCACCGAAAAGGCUGCUGCUCACCUGAAGGGCGGCGCCAAGAAGGUCGUCAUUUCUGCUCCUUCUGCCGAUGCGCCCAUGUUUGUGGUCGGUGUCAACCUUGACGCCUACGACCCCAAGGUCCAGGUCAUCUCCAACGCUUCUUGCACCACCAACUGCCUGGCGCCCCUUGCAAAGGUCAUCCACGACAAGUUCGGCAUCGCCGAGGGUCUCAUGACCACUGUUCACGCCACCACCGCCACUCAAAAGACUGUGGACGGUCCAUCCGCCAAGGACUGGCGUGGCGGACGAACUGCUUCGACCAACAUCAUUCCCUCUGCGACUGGUGCGGCCAAGGCCGUCGGCAAGGUCAUUCCUUCGCUCAACGGAAAGCUCACCGGCAUGGCUUUCCGUGUUCCCACCACCAACGUUUCCGUCGUCGACCUGACCGCUCGUCUGGAGAAGGGCGCUUCUUACGACGAGAUUAAGGCUGAGAUCAAGCGUGCCUCCGAGAGCGAGCUGAAGGGUAUUCUCGCCUACACGGAGGACGAUGUUGUCUCUACCGACUUCAACGGCAACACCAGCUCUUCCGUCUUUGACGCCAAGGCAGGUAUUGCUCUCAGCCCCACUUUCGUCAAGGUGAGUAGCGUUCACAGAGCCCUGUUGUGCGGUUCUGGACUCUGACUUGCUCAACUGACGCUGCUCACACCUGCACUUGCGCGUCUAGCUCGUCUCUUGGUACGACAACGAGUCCGGCUACUCCAACAGAGUUAUUGACCUCCUGGUCUACGCCGCCUCCAAGGAUUCGGCGUGA